Messenger RNA from Gopherus evgoodei (Goodes thornscrub tortoise), 2786 nucleotides. RefSeq names its product nuclear factor I C (gene NFIC). Gene Ontology annotation, biological process: regulation of transcription by RNA polymerase II. The transcript has 11 exons. The record is from RefSeq and is a predicted model, not a curated record. The coding region runs from base 9 to 2156 and encodes 715 amino acids. Gene Ontology annotation, cellular component: nucleus. Lineage: Eukaryota; Metazoa; Chordata; Testudines; Testudinidae. Gene Ontology annotation, molecular function: DNA-binding transcription factor activity, RNA polymerase II-specific; RNA polymerase II cis-regulatory region sequence-specific DNA binding.
CGCAGACAAUGCGAAUCCAAACUCGUUUUAAUAUUCGCCCCCCCCCCAAGUCCUGCAAAAUCCCCGAACCCGAGAGGACGUUUUCCGUUUUCUUUUCGCUUAAGGUCAUUGCUAAGAUCAACCGGGCCAGUCGAUCAAAACUCGCAAACCUCGAGAGUCUGACAUUUGCCAUGGGAGAGAAGGGCUUGAGGUCUCACUUUCAGAAUUAUGAAGCAGGGAUUCCCUUCGGUUUUUCUGUACGUGGCCCCCCCUCCCCCUUCUCAUUAGUUUUAUUAAAGCCUCCAGAAUUUUUUGGAGGUUGUUUUCGCAGUUUCAUGCAGCCAGAAUUUGUGGUUUGGAGUUUGGUGCUUGACUGGGGCGGGUGUUUUCUUUGCUGUUCGUGUUGUGCUGUUUGUGUUGAGGAAGCAGGCGAAGUGAUGUUACUAAUUUUGAACUCAGCAACUGUCUCCCCGCUCCCCCCCGCAAGGCUUUGCAAACUCCUAGCCGCGGCUGGACUCAAGGAAUCUAGGAACCCGACAGAUGUGUCCGCUAAUGCUCACCUGUCGCUGCGUGUUCUCACCCCCCUCGCCCCCUGCGAAACCGGAGCGGCCCGAGGAGAAGUUCACUCGCCUGCUGCAGCAAACAGCAAACGAAGUGACCGCCCUAAAGCCUGCGGAGAUGAGUUCCACCCGUUCAUCGAGGCGCUGCUCCCCCACGUCCGGGCCUUCGCCUACACCUGGUUCAACCUGCAGGCCCGCAAGCGCAAGUACUUCAAGAAGCACGAGAAGAGGAUGACGAAGGACGAGGAGAGGGCGGUGAAGGACGAGCUGCUGAACGAGAAGCCUGAAGUCAAGCAGAAGUGGGCGUCCCGGCUGCUGGCCAAGCUACGCAAGGACAUCCGGCCCGAGUUCCGGGAGGACUUUGUGCUCUCCAUCACAGGCAAGAAGCCCUCAUGCUGCGUCCUCUCUAACCCCGACCAGAAGGGCAAGAUGCGGCGCAUCGACUGCCUGCGCCAGGCCGACAAGGUGUGGCGCUUGGACCUGGUCAUGGUGAUCCUCUUCAAGGGUAUCCCGCUGGAGAGCACGGAUGGGGAGCGGCUGGUCAAGGCCGCCCAGUGCACCAACCCCAUCCUGUGCGUCCAGCCCCACCACAUCAGCGUCUCCGUCAAGGAGCUCGACCUCUACCUGGCCUACUUCGUCCGCGAGAGAGAUUCGGAGCAAAGCAGCAGUCCGAGGACAGGGAUCGGCUCGGACCAGGAGGACAGCAAACCGAUCACAUUGGAUACGACAGACUUCCAGGAGAGCUUUGUCACGUCGGGGGUGUUCAGCGUCACAGAGCUCAUCCAGGUCUCCCGAACGCCAGUGGUGACAGGCACGGGGCCAAACUUCUCUCUGGGGGAGUUGCAGGGUCAUCUGGCCUAUGAUCUGAACCCCUCGAGCACUGGCAUGAGACGGACGCUCCCCAGCACCUCAUCCAGCGGGAGUAAACGACACAAGUCUGGCUCCAUGGAGGACGACAUAGACACGAGUCCGGGGGGCGAGUACUACACCUCGCCCAGUUCGCCCACAAGCAGCAGCCGCAACUGGACAGAAGACAUGGAAGGGGGCAUCUCCCCCGUGAAGAAGACGGAGAUCGACAAAUCACCCUUCAACAGCCCGUCGCCCCAGGACUCCUCCCCAAGGUUGAGCUUCACUCAGCAUCACCGUCCGGUCAUUGCCGUGCACAGCGGUAUCGCUCGAAGCCCACACCCUUCAUCUACUCUGCAUUUCCCCACCACCUCGAUCCUCCCCCAGGCGGCCUCCACCUACUUCCCCCACACGGCCAUACGGUACCCGCCUCAUCUCAACCCGCAGGACCCCCUGAAAGAUCUCGUCUCACUGGCCUGCGACCCGUCCAAUCAGCAGCCUGGACCGUUAAAUGGAAGUGGUCAAGUGAAAGUGCCCAGUCACUACAUUUCUACCCAGAUGCUGGCACCGCCACCUCCCCCUGGCAUCCCCCGACUGGCUCUCUCUCCUGACACCAAAUCCACCACGACAACUUCCGAGGGCGGGACAACCUCACCGACAUCACCCACCUACUCUGCACCCGGCACGCCCCCUGCGAAUCGUUCCUUCGUGGGAUUAGGACCAAGGGAUCCGGGGAGUAUGUACCAGGCACAGUCCUGGUACCUGGGAUAAUCGCAGCUGCCCCGUCCCGUCGCCUCCCUUCUCCUCUGCUUUGGGCGUCCCGAGAGGAAAACAAGUAACAGCCCCAGGCCCAGCCUUUCGGUGAAGAUGGAGAGAGCGAAUUAACGAUGACGACGACAAAAAGAAAACGAGACCCACACCCAAGACGUUACAAGGAAGGAAGGAAGGAAAAGGUUCAAACUUUUUUAAAAAGUAAAAACAAACAAGAACCCUACAGACAAAACAGCGAUCCACACGCACGGCGACGCGGAGUCCCGUUUGCCAGAAACACUAUUUGCCCUGCCGGCCGACCUCCUGGGAAGAGAACGGACACAGCUCAUCACACAGGUCUCUCCCAGCAGCAGCAGCAGCGCCGGAGUCUCGCCUGCACUUCUCCAAAGGGUUGUAUAUGCAAAAUUGUCUUUCUGAUUUCCUCUUUCGUUCUCGCCUCUCGUGAGUAGAAAAGAACAAAUUUCCCAGGUUCCCCCAGCCCACCCUCCUCAGCAAACUGUUUACUUUCCAGGAGGGUGCUGGGGUGGGGUGGGAAGACAAAGGACCAAGGCAUUCGGUUGUUUCUGAACCAGAGGUGCUGGCUGGGGCGGGCAAGCGCUCCUUAGCGCUGUUGUUCCCCGUUCCAUGCCA